UUCUGAUUAAGCGAAAUAUAUAUUUUCUGAUUAAGUGGUGUAUGGUCCAUACUUGUUGAAUAUUGUAGAUAGCUAUUAAAAAAAUGAGUGAACUAUAAUUUUCUAUGUUCCAUAAAUAUCAUUUCUAAAAAAGGUCUCCCUUGAAUCAAUUUCACUUCUUCUUCUUCUUCUUCUUCUUCUUCUUCUUCUUCUUCCCUUGUGUGGCUAAGCAAAUUGUUUAUUUGGUGUUUCUAAAAUCUGAAAAUGGAGAAAAACCAAGCUUACAAAGCUAUGCAAAGACCAAAGCAUGGCUCUUCUGCUGAACCUGAAGACAUGGAAGAUGCCAUGCGGUCAAAAGUGAAGUCUUGGGACUGUAGCUCAAGUUCCUCCUCCUCUUCUGACUCUGAUUCAUCAUCGUCCUCAGAAUCUUCGAGUAGCGAUGAUGAAGAGAAAGGAUCAAGAAUAUUGAAGUCAAAAUCUAGAAGAAAGAAGAAAAAGAAGAGCAAAUCAACAAAAAAUAAGAGCUCAACAAGCUGAUGAGGUCUUGUCUGAAGACUUAAUGGUAUGUAUGUAUGUAUGUAUGUAUGUGUAUUGAGUGUUCGUAAGUCUGAGUUUAUAUUGUCUUAUGAUAAGAAAAAGAAGAGCUCAACAAGCUGAUGAGGUCCUGUCUGAAGACUUAAUGGUAUGCAUGUAUGUGUGUAUGUGUAUUGAGUGUUCGUAUGUCCGAGUUUAUAUUGUCUUAUGGUUGACGUUUGUCGUUAAAUGAUUAAUUAUUGAGAAGUAUGGGAUUGGAUAUUAUCCCUUUGUUAUUAAUAAAAGGGUAAUUGUAUUUAA
Molecule: messenger RNA, 813 nt
Organism: Gossypium arboreum
Lineage: Eukaryota; Viridiplantae; Streptophyta; Magnoliopsida; Malvales; Malvaceae
Exons: 2
Coding region: 244-516 (90 amino acids)
Source: RefSeq, a predicted model, not a curated record